Messenger RNA from Nicotiana tabacum (common tobacco), 594 nucleotides. The record is from RefSeq and is a predicted model, not a curated record. NCBI's taxonomy places the organism in Eukaryota, Viridiplantae, Streptophyta, Magnoliopsida, Solanales, Solanaceae.
AUGGCAGAGUGGGAGAGUGCAAGACUUGAAGCAGAAGCAAGACUUGUUCGUAGAUCCAAAGAUCACUCUAAAUUCCUCUUCAAUAAUACUCGCAACAACAACAACAACAACAAUAACUACGUCGUUUCGCAACCUUAUUAUCAACUUCCUUGUCUUGACAUAUUAAAAGCAUGGCAAAGAGCAAGCACAAAAUUACCAACAACAAAUGACAUUAGUUCUAUUCUUCUUGAUGGUUUUGCUAACAAAAACCUCGAAUCAUCGAUACCAUCAACGUUAAAUUCCUCGGGGAAUUUGUUCAUGAACAAUGUACCAAGUAUUACAAAAGUUGAUGACCAAAAUCUUCCUUUGUGUACAAUCACUUGUUUGGAAAAUCCUUGCCCAACAAAAGAUGUCCAAACAGACCUUCCAAGUUUUAUGCAAGAGUUCUCAGAGCUAUUUGAUCCUGAAUAUACACAAAAUUCAACAAAUAAUUUUAAUGGAAUACAAGUGGAUAAUUUUAUGGGAAGCUGCUCAGGGGAUUUUGAAGAUAACAAGUUUAAUUGGAACAACUUUCCUUAUUUGGUCACUUCACCAAUUGGUUCUCCAGUAUUCUGA